This is a messenger RNA of Limanda limanda (common dab), 2278 nucleotides long. RefSeq names its product ubiquitin-conjugating enzyme E2 D2-like. The record is from RefSeq and is a predicted model, not a curated record. NCBI's taxonomy places the organism in Eukaryota, Metazoa, Chordata, Actinopteri, Pleuronectiformes, Pleuronectidae. The coding region runs from base 428 to 889 and encodes 153 amino acids. The transcript is spliced from 7 exons. Gene Ontology annotation, biological process: ubiquitin-dependent protein catabolic process; protein polyubiquitination. Gene Ontology annotation, cellular component: nucleus. Gene Ontology annotation, molecular function: ubiquitin conjugating enzyme activity.
CAUACCCCCGCUCCGCCGCUAGGGGGCUACAACCGGAGCUACCGACAGACAGCAGCGGAACAGGAGCUUUGUCGCCCGGGUAACUUCACCUGGCUCUCCCGCUUCCUUCAGCCUCCAGCGAGGGGAACACGGAUCAUCCCGAAGUGAACCACCAGCACCAGGAGCUCGACCCAGCGGGGACACUAGAGGACUUUACCCCGCAUCGCCCGGUGGACCAGCCCGCCAGCUAGCUUUGUUACCACCGCGCAUACGUAGUGUUAGCUUAGCCCGUUAGCCUGCUCCGCUAGCCCCGCGAGAAGAAGCAGAACAAGGCCGCGGAGCUGACCUCGCGUCCGGCUGUUACACACCCGGCACAUCGGGGUCGCCCGCAUCGCCCCUCGGACCGGAACCCCCUUCCUCACAUAGAAGCGACCACACCCGGCACACGAUGGCCUUGAAGCGGAUCCACAAGGAGCUCAAUGACCUGGCUCGUGACCCCCCAGCACAGUGCUCGGCCGGCCCAGUGGGUGAUGACAUGUUUCACUGGCAAGCCACGAUCAUGGGACCUAUUGACAGUCCAUAUCAGGGAGGAGUUUUCUUCCUGACAAUUCAUUUCCCCACAGACUACCCCUUCAAACCCCCCAAGGUUGCAUUUACAACAAGAAUUUACCACCCAAAUAUUAACAGUAACGGCAGUAUCUGUCUGGAUAUUCUCAGAUCACAGUGGUCUCCUGCACUUACUAUUUCUAAAGUUCUUCUCUCCAUUUGCUCACUCCUAUGUGACCCAAACCCUGACGACCCACUAGUGCCAGAGAUCGCACGAAUCUACAAAACAGAUAGUCAGAAUCUCACUCUCGUCAGGUACAAUAAAUUAGCUCAGGAGUGGACGGCGAAGUAUGCCAUGCUUUAGGGUGAGGCCCCGCUGCAUCUUGGGUAGUGCAGUUGGAGUGGUUGGUUGUGUUUUUGGUGCUCUGGUCUGACUGGCAUAACCAGAGGCUCGAGAUCUCUGUUAUGCAGAAAGCUACGGCAGUUUCCGAUUUCGUGGUUGUACUAAUCUCAGGUGUGUUGCUAUAAAUAAUCUCUAAGUCAGACCACAGGGGAAAAGGUCUCGUGAGGAUUCUGGGUUAUCACUAAUACAGGCCUUUUAGCAUCUGUGUGAUCGGAUUGGUUGAAGUCUGUCAAUGCACAAAAGCUUUGAUAGAAUUAGACGCAAAAGAGUAGAUUUAUAAUUGAAACAGUUCUAAAUACUAAUGGGAUAUCGUCCUUAUGAACAAAAUGUGGCCUGGAAAUCUACCUAAUCCUUGUAUGACCCUUACAACCUACGUAGUCACUUUCAUGUAAAUUUCAACAGAUAUUUAAAGCAAAACUUGUGACCACAUCUUCCAGAAAACUUUGUUUCUGACCAUUUAACAUCAUAAGACGAGUUUAAAAGAAUAAAAUCAACAUGACCUGAGAUGAGCUUCAGUCGGGCGAUCAUCUCAGGUCAUUGGUCUCCUUUUAAUUUACAGUCAGUGUUGCAAGGUGACGCAGUUGUCAGCAGGGACCUUUGUAAAAGUAUCGGCCGUGCACUUCAGGACACGCCUAUGGUCGGCUGCCAACACAAGCUGCAUUCAUGAGCAGUGAUGAGGAACUGCAGACGAGCAGAGGAAGAAUAAUACGAGCCGGGGUUCCAAACACAGAUUUUCAGACUCAAGGCAAAAACGUUUAAAUAAACAUUUGUCAUAAAUAGAAAACUUUCAACAAUCCACACAGAAGCUGAGAUUAGAGCUAGAAAUGAGUUGAGCUGAUGUUGGUCAGCUACAGUCCUCAGCUACUUAAUGACUCCCUGUGUUUGUGAAAAAUUGAAAACGUUUUAUUAAGGAUUUUUUUCAUCUGGACCGUUUUGUUUUCGAGUGUCUGCAGAUAAAUUGGCUUCAUUUGACAAUGAACACUGAAGGAAUCCUAACAAAAAUCCAAUGGCAGAGAGUUUUUCCACAAGGACAAAAAACUAAACAUGAAUUAUGACCUAGCGACUGUUUCAUAUCUGCCAGUCAUCUAAUCAGCACAUUUCUGCAACUAUGCCAACAUAACUGAGAGUACAAAGUUUAAUAUCUGGUAGUUGAGGUGUCUUCACUUAAACAAAUCAGGAGUCAAAGGAGCAACUGAACCAAAUCAAUGCUGCCUCUUCUAGUAAAACAAAUGAAAUGGGAUAAAAGCUUUAACACCAGUGUCUUUUCCCUAAUAUGAAUAAAUGUAUAAUUAUCCCCUUUUCUAGUCUGAUUAACAUCGACCAAGCCAAUAAUCAGAUUAUUUGAAAACC